This is a messenger RNA of Iphiclides podalirius (scarce swallowtail), 399 nucleotides long. The record is from the annotation of a GenBank genome assembly. Lineage: Eukaryota; Metazoa; Arthropoda; Insecta; Lepidoptera; Papilionidae.
AUGCUCCUCGUGGAGGCGCCGGGCGAAGCGGCCGGGCCCUUGGGCGCGACGCCCCUACACCUGCCCAUGGCGACGCUCACCAAGCUCAACUUCACGGACUUCAGUGCCAAAGUGAACAAGCAGUACGCCAGCAGUAGUGCCACUGAGAGGGAUGGCGGCAGGCUGUGCUACGAUAACGCGCUGAGCGCGAGACUGAACUAUGAACAAUCUGUGUGCGGUGUCGGAAAACUUAGCUACGCCGACCACAACAGGCUUGCCUACGACCCCACGUUAGACAAUAUCAACUCGGACACAUCGUUUGCACUGCCUGCAGCCGAAGACCGCGGCCGGAAGUACUUUCGCCGUCGCCAUGUUGGAUCCGGCGCGGGCGCACCUCGCGCUUCCGCCGCGUGCCGCGCA